Molecule: messenger RNA, 770 nt
Organism: Musa acuminata subsp. malaccensis (wild Malaysian banana)
Lineage: Eukaryota; Viridiplantae; Streptophyta; Magnoliopsida; Zingiberales; Musaceae
Product: anaerobic nitrite reductase NSHB2
Molecular function (GO): heme binding; oxygen binding
Source: RefSeq, a predicted model, not a curated record
UCUCUUGGUCCCUGUACCAUCGACCACCAACAACGUCAGCGACUUGCGGUUCUCCAACGAGCGAAGCUAAUCGAGGAAAGCGAUCCAGAAUAGAAGAGAUGGCUCAUUCCGGUGCUGCCGAAGUCUUCACGGAAGAGCAGGAGGCGCUUGUGCUGAAAUCAUGGAACGUGAUGAAGAAGGACUCAGCCAACCUGGGGCUAAAGUUGUUCUUGAGGAUCUUCGAGAUUGCCCCGUCAGCAACUCGACUCUUCUCCUUCCUACGUGACUCCGAUGUGCCAUUGGACAAGAACCCAAAGCUCAAGCGCCACGCCAUGUCCGUCUUCGUCAUGACAUGCGAAUCCGCGGUGCAACUGCGGAAAGCCGGGAAGGUCACGGUGAAGGAGACGACUCUUAAGAGGCUCGGUGCAAGCCAUUUCAAAUACGGUGUAGUAAAUGAACACUUUGAGGUUACGAGGUUUGCUUUGUUGGACACAAUAAAGGAGGCGGUGCCGGACAUGUGGUGCCCUGAGAUGAAGGCGGCAUGGGGAGAGGCUUAUAACAAGCUUGUUGCAGCUAUCAAGGAAGAAAUGAAGCCCAUUCCUUCCCCAUAGAAUUUAAUUCUCUCUCCUUGUUCUGUGGGCAAACCGGAAAUAAGAGGGCGUCAUGUGUGCUCGUACGUGUAGUUUAGUUUACCUUACAGUAUGUUCUGUGCCCAAUCUUUCUCCCAGUCAUCGGAUUGCGUCUGUAAACCAACGUACUUUUCUAGUAUACAUCUCAUUUCGAAUCAUAAA